GGUAGUCUGGUAGUGCGAUUUCUGAUCCAGUGAUCGGUUAAACUAGUGCCAGUAGCCUAGUGUUGAAGUGUGGUGGACGGGUGUUGUUUAUAAAUUCACAAAUCUGUUGGCCUGCUGCUCAUCUGACCAGGGCACGUCUGUGCCUGGAAAUAGCAGCUGUCGCCUGGUCGUGCACCACCGAUAUGAGCUUAAACUGGUUUAAAGGUCGCAAAAGUCUUCCAGCGGAAAAGGACGUUGCCAGAGAAUAUAUAAAAAUACAACAUGCGGAAGAAGCAAGUAAAAGACUCUUUAAAGAUGGUAAAAAAUUAUCAGACGCUACAGUUGUAGCUGGAAGAGCUGCUACAAAAGUUGGAUCAGACUUUAACACAUUAACAGGAGAGAAUGAAUGUGGUAAUAUUCUGAAGAAAACAAUGAGUGAUUGUGGGAGGAUGACUCAAGAUAAAAAUCAGCUAAUCCAGAAGACAUUGGUUGAUCCCAUGAAGAAAUAUAAUUCAAUUUUUCCACAUCUCAACUCGCAGAUAAAAUCACACGAAAAGUGUCAGCAAGAAUACAAAAGAUUACAGGCAAAAGUUGAUAAAUUAAAUGAAAAGGAAGAAACUGGAUCAAAUUUGGUGAAAAAGCAAAAUUUGAAAAAAGACCUCACACCUGUAAAGGAUGAAUUUGAAGCAAAGCACUCUAUGCUUCUUGAUGAGUUUCCUGCUUUUUAUAACAGCAGAUUACAGUAUUUACAACCUCUGUUUGAAUCUCUUGUAUUGACACAGUCCUGGCAUCACAAUGAAUUGAAUAAAUUAUUUAACACUGCACUCAACGAUCUUACAAAUGGAGAACCAGAACGAGAUCUGGAAGAAGACGUCAGGGAAACAUUGGAGCAAAUCAGAGCGUUGAGUAUAACUCAAGACUGAACACUAAACCGCAUACAUUAGGUUCGAACUAUAUGCUGCCAACCCUAUUUUAUGAAAUAGUAGUAUGUAUAAUGUAUUUAUCAAUUUUUAUUUGUCCUCGCAUACAUAAUGAGACAUCCGUAUUUGAAUAUUUUCUAUUCAAUCGUUUUAUUAAUACCAGAUAUUAUAUAGAUGUGUUAUGCAUCUGGCUCAAGCUACAGUUUACAUUUUUACAACCUGAUAUUGAUGUGAGUGUGACACAAAACAUCAUCUCGUUGUCAGACUUAAUUUAAAAAUGUAUAUUGGGAUAUUUGAAAAAAAUUGGAUUGUUUUGCGCUCCUACUUCGAUACUGAAUUGUGUUUACCUUGGCGGACUUUUUUAUACUGCUUCAGAGUGCUACUAUUUUAUUUUUGUAGGCGUUGAUUAAUAAUCUAAUCAUUGGUGUCGUCGUAUUCAUAUAAUCGUGCUUAUUAAUCUUUUACCUUCAGUUUUUUUUAUUGUAUUAGAGAUGUAUAUUUUAAUUUCUAAAAUUCUUGGACUGAAUUACCAGAUAAUUUUACCUUUUUACAGCUAAUAUUGAUAUAGAUUAAUUAUUGGUGCUGCUAGCAGUUAUUCUAAAGAAAAAAUUAUAUUUUUAAUCUUGUUUUUAAAAUUGUAUGUUUUUUGACCUUCAUUCACUCCUGUAGGCAGUUUUGAAAAUGAAAUUAUACAUUAUAUUAACAACUGAUGCUUACAAAAGUCGCUUUUUGAAUAUUCGCUUUGAAUAUCAUUCAUCAUAAAAAUAAUCCCUACUCAACAAGAAUUUAGCAAAGCUCUUUGUUGGUCUGCUAAAUUCAAACCUUAAGAUUUGAUGCAUUGAAUAUUUGGCAAGUUGUCUCCAUUCAGCUGAUUGUAGUAAAUUAUGAAUAUGUUUCGACUGCUAAUUUCAAGGCGUUAUGUUUCAUGAUUAAUUUUCAUUCUUGCAAUAAAUCAGAGCUAAAUAAGUCUCUGAAAUAUCAGUCUUUUCAUCGUUUGUCAAGUAAGAUAUUUGCUACUACAAAAUGGAUCCAAUCAGUGAAGUCGUUUCAUUGUCAGUUUAUAUAUUCUUCAGUAAUCCAUUAAAAAGGUUCUUUAUUUUUUUAAUGUUGAAUAUUUUGAUAAUCUGAUCUUUUAAUCUCUCAAUACUUGUUUUUUGAUGCUUCCCUCAUCCAAUUUUUGUUUUUAACCAAAAGUUGUAUAAAAUCCCUCCUGCUUUAGGACAUCUGUAUAUUGGUAAAGAUGUACUUGCGAGUACGAAAACCAUGCCAUCGUUUAUUUUAUUUUGAAAAAUGAGUAAAAAAUUUUGAUGUACUUCAUUAUACUUUAUAAACAAGUGUGAACCUUUUGAAUGCUCCCUCAAAUGAGCUAUUAUGAUAUAGAUAUUUUAUUGUGAUUAUUAUAAUUCUUUUGUAUAUGUAAUUGAUAAUAAAAACACUGGUUGAUAA
Molecule: messenger RNA, 2345 nt
Organism: Styela clava
Lineage: Eukaryota; Metazoa; Chordata; Ascidiacea; Stolidobranchia; Styelidae
Product: bridging integrator 3-like
Biological process (GO): actin cortical patch localization; endocytosis; plasma membrane tubulation
Cellular component (GO): cytoplasm; actin cytoskeleton
Molecular function (GO): lipid binding; protein binding
Source: RefSeq, a predicted model, not a curated record